AUGAAACUUGUUUUUUCAAUAAUUAUCUUCAUAAUUUUUUAUCAAUGUUUCUACAAAGUUGAAUCGAAAGAAUUAUCAUAUUUACAAUUACUUGUAGAACGACAAGGAUCAAGUGAAAAAAAUCUUGCACCAUAUAAUUCAAUACUUGGUGUUGCAUCAUCAAAUGUAAUUGCUUAUUCAAAUGGUAAUGAUGAUUAUUUUUCAAAUGAAAAUAGUUAUUUAUAUGGAAUAUAUAUGGGAAUUAAAUGGCAAUGUGUUGAAUAUGCACGUCGAUGGACAUUUUUACGUAAAAGUUCUAUUUUUGAAAAUAUUAAAGAUGCUAAUAAUAUGUGGAGCCAAUUAGAAUAUAUUGAAAGAGUUAUUGAUAAAGAAAGUUUUCCAUUAAAAAAACAUCCAAAUGGUUCUCCAAAGCGACCAACAAAUGAAUCAUAUUUAAUUUAUCCAAGACAAAAAUAUAUUCCUUAUGGACAUGUUUCUAUUAUUGUUGAAGUUUUAAGAAAUUCUAUUAGAGUUGCUGAAGAAAAUUUUUACUUUACUUAUUGGAAACAUAAUUAUGCUCGAGAAAUUCCAUUAGUGUAUGAAAAUGGUCUUUAUUAUAUUAAAGACCAAUAUACAAUUUAUGGAUGGAUGGAAAUAGAUGAUAAAAAACAAUUAAAACCAUUAGACAGAUCAACAAUUGAAAAAAUUCGAAUGAAAUAA
Messenger RNA from Rotaria sp. Silwood1, 699 nucleotides. The record is from the annotation of a GenBank genome assembly. NCBI's taxonomy places the organism in Eukaryota, Metazoa, Rotifera, Eurotatoria, Philodinida, Philodinidae.